Molecule: messenger RNA, 928 nt
Organism: Indicator indicator
Lineage: Eukaryota; Metazoa; Chordata; Aves; Piciformes; Indicatoridae
Gene: RHOG
Product: ras homolog family member G
Exons: 2
Coding region: 142-717 (191 amino acids)
Biological process (GO): small GTPase-mediated signal transduction; actin filament organization; regulation of actin cytoskeleton organization
Cellular component (GO): cytoplasmic vesicle; cytoskeleton; cell cortex
Molecular function (GO): protein kinase binding; GTPase activity; GTP binding
Source: RefSeq, a predicted model, not a curated record
UUGCUGCUGGUUGCAAGUUGCGGAUUCCUGAUAGUACCCUAAAGGCAUUUGGGUGAGAAGGUGGAUGGACACAAGUUUCUUCUUGUUCGGGCUGGCAGUGGAAGCUCCAGCGUAAAACAAAGGACUGUUUCUGGGUAAACAAUGCAGACUAUCAAGUGCGUAGUUGUUGGAGAUGGUGCUGUGGGGAAAACUUGCCUUCUCAUCAGCUAUACCACCAAUGCCUUCCCAGAAGAGUACAUCCCUACUGUAUUUGACAACUACAGUGCCCAAAUGACUGUUGAUGGCCGAACAGUUAGCCUGAAUCUGUGGGAUACUGCGGGCCAGGAGGAGUACGACCGCUUGCGCACGCUCUCCUACCCUCAAACCAAUGUCUUCGUCAUUUGUUUCUCCAUUGGUAGCCCCUCUUCCUAUGCAAAUGUGAGGCACAAAUGGCAUCCUGAAGUUUCUCACCAUUGUCCAAAUGUUCCCAUUCUUUUAGUGGGCACCAAGAGAGACUUGAGAAAUGACCUGGAAACAGUUAAAAAGUUGAAAGAGCAAAGCUUGGCUCCCACUACCCCCCAGCAGGGGACUUCUCUGGCUAAACAAAUUGGAGCAGUCAAAUAUUUGGAGUGCUCAGCAUUGAAUCAGGAGGGUGUUCGAGAGGUGUUUGCUGAAGCUGUGCGUGCAGUUCUGUAUCCUGUGACAAAGAAGAACACAAGAAAAUGUGUCUUACUCUAAUUGUCUUGGGUGAUGGAUGUUCAAAGUUGAAUAUUGACUAGUGUCUUGGAGGGCUCCUGAAUGAGUUAAAUUGAAAAUUUGCAUCUUGCACUAACAGCUCUAAGCAGAAAUGGUUUAUGCAAUGAGUAUUCUUGCAGUCUUACUGCUUCAGGGAAACAGAACUUUUUGGGUUUUGUUUUUUUCCUUCCUUUUUUUUUCUUUCCCCAGCUGA